Molecule: messenger RNA, 496 nt
Organism: Umbelopsis ramanniana AG
Lineage: Eukaryota; Fungi; Mucoromycota; Umbelopsidomycetes; Umbelopsidales; Umbelopsidaceae
Exons: 2
Coding region: 107-415 (102 amino acids)
Source: RefSeq, a predicted model, not a curated record
GACCUUUGAGAGCAUCAUGCUCCAUCAUUGUCAACUGCAUUAGCUCGUCUUAAACUGAAUUCAGCGGUUAUAUAAUAAGGGUCUUCUAUCCCUUCCUCACCACAACAUGCAAUCGCACAACCGCUCGCUUUCAUCCGCCAUGAUUAGCCAUGAUUUACAAGACUGGCUAACACGGACUUCAGCUGAACCUGCCCCACUACCUAAUUGCUGCUGCGAACAAUCCACUUGCGCUAGCUCAGAAUUAUUCCACGAUACUAUAAAGCGACUUGAAGGAGAAUCAAGACUAGCUGCAGAGAUAGGACAAAGUUUAUUAUUAAAGUAUGAAAAGUUUGUGCAAGAAGACGAACAAAGGAGACGUGAAUAUGAGCAAAAGGUGAGAAAGACGGCCAACAUGCUGCUGAAUUGUUUAAUCUAGGCUAACCUAUCUCUAAUAUUUCCUUUUAGCUACUCAAAGCAGAAGAAAAAAUCAAGAAACUUCGUUCAAUUAAUGACGAUC